AUGGAUCUUGAUGCAAUCUUGGACGUAAAGAAUACAAUCUUGGAUGUAGAAACACUUCUUAACCUUUGUCCUAACAAUCUUGAGGCGUCAAGAUUGGUUCUCGAACAUCAAGCUAGGACGGGAGAAUCACGAUUUUAUUGUCCUUGUGUCAAGUGUGGCAAUGUGGUCAAAGUGAGCGAUAUUGAUUUACUUAGGGAGCAUGUACUUCAUCAUGGGUUUAGGCCGGAAUACCAUGUAUGGAUUUGGCAUGGUGAGGAGGGAGUAUAUGAACGGAAUUCUCAUGCAAAUGAUGUCCAUGAACAAGAAGACGUGACUCAUGCAUUUGGGGAAAUGGGGAAUGAUAAUGAGCACGAGGAUGAUGAGGAUGAUGAGGAUCAUGUGGAUGAGAUGAUGGCGAGUGGCGAGGAUGACUUAGGGAAACAUUCUCUUGUUUUUGAGUCUUUGACAGAGGCAGCUCAAAAGCCACUGUAUCCUGGUUGUAAAAAGUUCACUAAACUGUCUGCCGUGUUGACACUUUUCAACAUUAAAUCCAAGGGAAAUUGGACCGACAUUAGUUUCUAUUCCAUGUUAGAAGUGUUAGGUGAGAUGUUUCCCGAUGGCAACGAACUUCCAAAGUCGACCUAUUAUGCUAGAAAGCUCAUGUGUCCCUUUGGCUUAGAGUAUAAGAAGAUACAUGCUUGUCCGAAUGACUGCGUGCUAUAUAGGAAUGAAUAUGACAAUUUCGAUAAGUGUCCACGGUGCGAGAUGUCACGAUAUAAGCAUGAAGGAGAUGAAGAUAAGAAAGAGCCCCCAACUAAGGUAUUGUGGUAUCUUCCAAUAAUUCCUAGAUUCAAGCGCUUAUUUUCCAUAAAGAAAGAUGCAAAAUAUUUGAGAUGGCAUGCAAAUAGAAGGGAGAAAGAUGGUUUGUUGAAACAUCCGGCGGAUUCUCUUGAGUGGAAUAGUAUUAAUAGGUUGCAUAAGCCAUUUGGGGAUGAAGAUCGUAAUUUGAGGCUUGGGCUAUGUACAGAUGGAAUGAAUCCGUCGAAAGUUUGA
Messenger RNA from Beta vulgaris subsp. vulgaris (sugar beet), 1032 nucleotides. RefSeq lists its product as uncharacterized. The coding region runs from base 1 to 1032 and encodes 343 amino acids. The record is from RefSeq and is a predicted model, not a curated record. The transcript has 2 exons. Lineage: Eukaryota; Viridiplantae; Streptophyta; Magnoliopsida; Caryophyllales; Amaranthaceae.